AUGGAGACAAGUAGAGCUGUGGCUGAGGCAGCUAGACUGGUGGUCUCUCAGGAGGGGAGAGAUUUAGCAGAGUUCAGGGGAUGUCAGCCUCCUCAGUUCAAGGGGGAUUCAGAUCCUGAUGUGGCAGAUUAUUUACAUGCUGGGGGUGAGGCUGAGUACUGGUGGAGAGGCACCAGGCAGAUGUUAGAGAGCAGGGGUGUACUUGUUGAUUGGGAUUGCUUCAGGAGGGUCUUUUUGGGGAAGUAUUUCCCGGACAGCGUUAGAUACGCUAAGGAGGUGGAGUUCAUGAGACUACAUCAGGGGAGCUUGUCUGUUUCUGAGUAUGCUAUGAGCGGUAAGGUUGCUAGAGUUCAGGAGGGAUCAUCUAGGUCCAGGAGGGGAGGCCAGCAGAGGGGACCUUAUGACAGACCUGUACAGUCUCAAAGAGAAGCUGUUAGUAGGGGACCUCGUCCUGCUACUCCUCAGGGUGGAGCUCAGGCUGUUAGAUGUUAUCAAUGUGGUGGGCCACAUUUUGUCAGAGACUUCCCUUCUACACAGCCCAGGUGUUUUAGAUGCAGUAAGUUUGGCCAUCUGGCCAAGGAUUGCCCAGUUGGGGAAAGUCAGUCUGGAGUUUCUUAG
This is a messenger RNA of Cajanus cajan (pigeon pea), 618 nucleotides long. The record is from RefSeq and is a predicted model, not a curated record. NCBI's taxonomy places the organism in Eukaryota, Viridiplantae, Streptophyta, Magnoliopsida, Fabales, Fabaceae.